Plasmodium cynomolgi strain B is the source of this 10803-nucleotide messenger RNA. RefSeq names its product dynein beta chain putative. NCBI's taxonomy places the organism in Eukaryota, Apicomplexa, Aconoidasida, Haemosporida, Plasmodiidae. Bases 1 to 10803 code for a protein of 3600 amino acids. Gene Ontology annotation, cellular component: outer dynein arm. Gene Ontology annotation, molecular function: dynein intermediate chain binding; minus-end-directed microtubule motor activity; dynein light intermediate chain binding. Gene Ontology annotation, biological process: microtubule-based movement; outer dynein arm assembly. The record is from RefSeq and is a predicted model, not a curated record. The transcript has 3 exons.
AUGGGGUAUACCAUAAACGACUACUACAUAAAUAGCAUUUUAAAAUUGCACAAAAUUAAAAAAACGAAUAAAGGAAUUGUCCUAGUGGGGAAGUCUUGCACAGGAAAAACGAGCAUUAUAAAUAUUUUCAAACAUUACUGUGAGAUUGCUAGAAAUGCGAACGUUGUAAGAGGGGGUAACCUAAACUGGAUGGAGGAUGAUAACAAAGAUGGGAAGUUCCUACACCAUGAGGGGAAGGUCAAGGAAGGCGUCCCCUACGACAAUGGUUAUGGUAUCACCAACAAUGGUGAGAUAAAUCGCGCUAUGGACGAUUUUGGCUACAUUAACCAAAUAAAUAACGUCCCUUCGAAUGCUUCUCUGAACAGUAAGGGGACAUACGAAAGCUACAAUUUGCUUUACCCGGUGAACCUCUUCUCUAAUAAGUACAAAAAUCAGGGGAACGCAAACAUGAUGGGAAAAAAUAACAGCAACAAUAGUGGUAGCCACAGCACCAGUACCAGCCACAAUAGCCUCAGUGGAAGUGUUAAAAAAUUGAGCAAAAUUAGCAGCGCAUAUUCUAUGCAGAGUAAAAAUUCGACAGGGGCAUUACUCGAUUUUGCAAACAAGUAUAAGAAAAAUAUUCACACGAAUGAUUAUUCCAUAGACAUAACUGUCUUUAACCCUAUGUCAACAGAUGUGAAGAAGUUGUAUGGGUACUACAACUCCGAGAAGGAGGUGUACGAAGAUGGCAUUUUGUCCCUAAUAAUGAAAAGGCUAUUCGAGAAUAAUAACAAUUUGAACGAGAAGUGGUUGAUCCUGGAUGGACCUUUGGAUAUCCUAACGACUGAACCGUUGCACUCCCUGUUGGAUGAAAACAAAGUGCUAACGUUAAUAAACGGAAAUAGAAUAAAAUUUUCAGAUAAUGUUUUUAUAUUUUUUGAGAUUGAAAAUUUAAAAAAUUCUGCCCCAUCUUUUAUAAGUCGAUCCAAAAUUGUCUACAUGAAUGAAGAAGAAUUUAACUACGAGUGGCUAAUCGAGAGUUACUUGCAGAGCAAUUUUCCCAACGUGGAGGAAAAAAACCUGGUGCAGGGAUUUUUCAACAAAUAUAUAAAAAAAAUCAUGAAUGCUAAGAGGAAUAAAUAUAACCUAAUUAUCGACGUGAGCGAUGCGAAUGUUAUCAUAUCCAUCUGUCAGUUGUACGACAUGCUGUGCAAUUUGUACGAUAAAAAUUUCCCGAAAAAUCUGAACCCCUCCUUAUGCCUAGAAAAAUUAUUUCUCCAAUCUAUUAUUUACACCUUCUCCAACAUUUUAUGCCCCCAAAGUAAGCAGUCCUUGGAUCUCCUGAUCAAAAGUAUAGACAACAGCUUCCCCCAUCUACACACCAUUUUUGAUUACAUAAUUAGUAAGAACAACUUUAACUGGGUGCUAUGGGAUGAGCUGAUCACCACGAAUCAUAAUUUCUUACCGAAUGUGAAGGAGAAGUUUUUUUCCUACGACAAUCACAACUUUUGCAAAAAUGAUAGCUCCAUGAAAUAUAUGAGCAUGAAUCAACUGAGUGAAACGAUAAACCCUGAGACAGAUUUUAACAAACUCUUUCUCAGCAGCAAUUUACAUGUUAGCAAAAAUUUCAACAAGUACACAAUCAACUAUAACAAUCUCUUCAGUGACAACAAUAAUAAGAAUACACUAAAUGUUUAUCAGACUUAUCAUUCCAAUUUUAUUCACACAAACGCAAACAACAUGAAUGAUGCCAGUAUGCUGGACAAUUAUCACAUGUUUAGCGACUACUCUAAGGACAACAUUUACUCGAAUAAUAACUACCUGGAUUCGGACCUAUUCAACACGUACAGCAAAAAUAAUAUAUCUAACAAUUAUUUCUCAGAUAACAGCUUCUCAAAUAAUAAUUUUUCUGAUAAUUUGUUAUCCUAUAGAAAUAAUAAAAGAGAAAAAAAUAACUUCGAGAACGGACAGCAUGAGGAGGAUUACAAUGUGCUCAAUGACAAUUUUAUCGAGAGCUAUAAUAAGUCUUCCCUGAAAGAUAUUUACAACCAGAAGGAUAAUCUUACACAAAAUGGGACACAAAAAACGAAAGAAAAAUAUUUCCAUCAAAAGUUCAAUGACAAUAUAUUUAUAGAAAAUGUAGAAUCGUUAAGGAAAAAAAAUAUCAUCAACAUUUUAAUGUAUAACAAAAAGAAUGUCCUUUUGAUUGGAAACAAAUUUAGCGGAAAAACCUUCUUCAUGAAAUAUAACAUUUUGCCCUAUGUAAAGGAUGACAUAUCAAGUUAUUACACCUUCAUUUCGAAGCUCUGCAAUUCGAACAAGCUAGAAAAAAAAAUUGAAAUGAAUGUCGAAAAGAAGUGUAGAAAUAUAUAUAAACCGGUAGGGAAUAAGAAGUGUCUGUACUUCAUCCUCGAUGACUUGAACAAUCUGCAAAAGUAUGACUCCUCUGGGUUGGACUACUACUCGGAUGGUAAUGUCAACCAUCAAGGUAGCGGAAGAAAUGCCCUCUUCGAUUUCAGCAUCAACAGGAAAUGCAUUUCGAAGAAUAACAGCCCUAAUGGAGACAAUCCACAGAUGGAAAACAGAUACGAGAAAAACGGAAGCUCAAUGAAUAAUACAAGCGUCUUUGAGUUCCUAAACCAAUUCAUUGACUACAACAUGUACUAUAAUAAGGACAACGGGUCUGUUAAAAAUGUGGAAAAUUUGUUUUUUUUCCUGAUAUAUGGAAAUAACAGAAAAUGUGCCUCCACCUUUAACAGGAAAUUGAUCAACCGACUGCAUGUAGUGCAUCUGAACGAGAUGGACGAAGCGUGUAUGAAAAAUACUUUCCACGUUUUCUUAAGACAUAAAUUCUCUAAUUUCCAUGAAGUGAUAAAAAAUUUGGCGGAACCUCUCUCCUCGUCAACUAUAAAACUCUUUUUCGAUGCUGCCAAGUAUUUCAAAGCCAACUUAAAUUGCUAUCACUACUUUUUCCACUUGAAGCAUAUAUUUAAAAUAAUGAAAGGUAUGUUCCUUUCGGAGGCUCCCAUAUAUGAAGAGAAAGAAAGUGUGCUAAGACUUUGGGUUAAUGAAUGCUAUCGCUCUCUUGGGGAUCAACUAAUUUUAAAAAAUGAAAGGAAAAAAUUUAAGAGCAUUUUAAAAAAUAUACUACAUAAAAAAUUCUACGUAGUUUAUAAUUACCUUUUUCCCAAGAAGAAGACCUCUUAUUUCUGCUCCUACAAUUUUCACGAUACGAAAAAUGAGAACCCCUACUUCUUCUACCAGCCUGUGUCGAAUGAAAAUGUCCUCAUCGAAUUUUUCAGGGGAGUCGUAUCUUCUUACAACACUUUUGUUCUGUGCACUUAUGACAAGAAGAAAAACGAGUACUUCAAAAAUCACGAGGCAGACGUGGGGGGCACCGGGAAGAAAGGCACUCCUUCUCGCAGCGCGCAGAGGCCACCCGCCUCCAGGGAAAACAGCCUGUAUGAGAUGUUCCAACACGCGGACGACUACGCUGGGGGAAGUAACUAUGAAAAUACGGAGCGAAAUGGCUUCACGGAUGGAGAGUCAAAUGGGUUCCUCGAUGCACAGCGAAAUGACUUGGUGAACGGUGAGCCAAAUGAACACCCCAUGAACGGCUCGCUGGACAAGUCGCAGAAGAUGUCCCAGGAAAUAGCCGCACUCGUGAGCAAGAACGACAACGAUUUCAAUAAUAUUUGCACUCCCAUCAAUUUUAUACUCUUUAAAGAGGCCAUGAUAAAUAUAUGCAAAUUUUCUCGAAUCUUUCUCUUCGAAAAUGAGCACUUCAUAUCGAUUGGAGACAGUGGCCCGGGCAAGUUCACGUGCUGCCUAAUUGCGUGUUUUAUAUAUCAAAUAAAAAUUCAUGUAAUUAAAAAUUUCCACUAUGGGAAUGCAAAUGUUGGGAACUGGGGUGAUCAAGGUGGGGACGACUUGCUCCAUGGGGGACACGAUGUUGUUGGGCACAAUGAGAAGGGGUCCCCUCUAGUUGGCACUAUGGACAUUGAGGAGGGGAAAAGAAGUCACGUAAGAGAGGUGAACGGAGAAAAAGGAAUUAAUGGCGCAUCGGAAGGAGGGGAAGCUCAGUCAGGUGUAGAAGCACAGUCAGGUGUAGAAGCACAGAUAGGAGGGGAAACUAUCAGGGGAGACAACUCACUCGGAGAGUGCCACCCUGAAGAGAGACAAAACAAAAAGGGAAAUCAAACAAACCAUGUCGUGAACACUGUGGAGAGGAAUACACCCGUUGUGGACAAAGACGAAGCGAACAAAUUUUCCUCCAACUCGAUAAGCGGAAACAAAGGAGUGUCCAUAAUAGAAAAACUAAAAUGUAAUUAUUUCAUAAAAAAAUUUAAAGAAGCUAUUUUCAACUGCUAUAAGAAAGAAAAAAGAUGCGUUCUGUACUACCUGCACGACAACAUGAGUGAUGAUAUUUUGGAAUUCCUUCACGAGCUCUACAACAACGUGAAUAUAAUUAACAUAUUCAACAGUGAAGAAAUAGCGUACUUGAAAAAUAUAUUCCUUCAGAAUGAGAUCGGAUUUAAAAACUUCGAUACGUUAAGCGAAAUGUUGGAGGAACUAAUUAAGACAAAUUAUCACUACGUUUUAUUUACCACACUAAAAAGUAAAAUGUUCAGAAAAAUAUCCAACGAGUAUAACGUUAUCCUGAAGCAGUCAACAGUCAACUACUUCUGCUCAUGGAAAAAUGUGUCAUACAAUAUAAUUGCACAAGAGACACUCAAAAGGAAUAACCUAAAUGUGGAGGUGUUUAGCAAGCUGCACAACACGGCAUUGAAAAUGUUCGAAUGUGUUCUACACCAUUUGGAGGAAAAACUAGACAGGGAGAAAAAAGAAAACUUUUUUUUUCUCAACGAGUUUAGCGGUUACACAAACUUUAGCGAUUAUCAGCGGGGUAAGAAUGCAGGUGAGAAAAUUUUUGGUGUCUCCAAGCUGGAUGAACAGAAUAGAAGGUAUGAGAAGAACUCCACGCUAACCAAGUCGAAAACUACUUUACUAGAGGAAAACAAACAAUCCAUGGAAAUUAAGAACAGCCUCAAAAUGAACACCAAGGAAAGCUGUCAUAUGAACUCCAACCAAACAAAGAUCAUCAUGCAGAGUAAGAAGACAAUUACAGAUGGUACAGAAGAAAACGUUGCAGAUGGAGAAAAUAAAAAUGAAGAAGACGCAGAGAAUAAUAUAAAAUAUAUCAGAAACUCCAAAAUUGUACAAGACAAACUGAACAUUCAAAAGUAUAUAAAUUUUAAACACUUUUUCAACUUUUUACAAUUCUUUGAAAAGUUGUAUAAAAAAAAAUUUGAAGAAACGAAUAACCAAGAAAAGAAAAUUAACAUGGCGCUGAGCAAGUUGGCCGACGCGAGGAACGAAAUUCAAGAAAUGCAAAUUCAGCUAAGUCUGCAGAAGGAAAACAUAUCCAAAAAGCAAACAGAAUGCACCCAACUACUCAAAGAAAUAGAGGAAAAGAAACAAGAAUCUAAUGAGAAGAAAAAAAAAAUACAAGAAGAUAGCAUUCGAAUAUCGAGUGUCGAAAUAGAGACACAAAAGCUAGCCGAAGAUGCGAGGAAAGAUUUACAAAAUGCAAUUCCGGAGCUUGAAGUUGCCACUCAGUCGCUUGAACAGUUAGACAAAAAAAGCAUAUCAGAAGUAAAGGCGUAUACAAAACCACCCGAUGUUGUCAUGCAAACUUUAUCAAUCGUUAUGAUCAUUUUGAAUAAAACUCCAAGUUGGGAACAAGCGAAAAUUGAACUAGGAGAUGCAAACUUUUUAAACAAAUUAAAAUCUUUCGAUAAAGAUUCCAUAUCGGAUAAGACGCUGAAAAAAAUUGAAAAGUUUACCAAAAAUCCCAUCUACUCUCCCAAAGCUGUUAAGAAGGUUUCUUCUGCUACUGGUGCUCUGUGUAUGUGGGUUCACGCCUUAAAAAUGUAUGCACAAGUGUACAGGGAAGUAGCACCCAAGAGGCUGCGCCUGAAGCUAGCUGAAGAGUUACUAAGCAAAAACAGAACGGAACUCGAGUUAACCAUGGAACAGCUUAGCCAAAUUGAGAAAAAUUUACUACACCUUCAGGAACAACAUAAUGAAAGCACCAAAACGAGUGACGAACUUAGUAGGUCAUAUGAAGAAUCUUGUCAAAGGAUAGAAAAUGUAGAGAAAUUUUUCCUCAAUUUAAUGGACGAAAAAAACAGAUGGGAAAAAUACGUUAAAGAUAAUGAACGGGUUAGGAAGAGCAUAUAUGGGGAGUCAAUUCUUUCUUCCUUUUUUCUUGUCUACACUGGUUUGCUCAAUUAUGAAGAUCGGAAAUUUUUAAUUUAUGAUGCGUGCUACAAUUUGCUCAUUCGAAACCACAUUUUUGUCAACACCAAUUUUAACGUGGUCGAUUAUUUUAUUGAUCCUAUCCAGUCCCUCGAAUUUAGAACCAAUUUUUUAUCUAACGAUAUAUACAUGAAGGAAAACUCGAUUUUAAUUAACAACAACUUUCUCGCCACUCUGAUAGUGGAUCCUCACUACCAGGCUGCCAACUGGAUUAGCAGAAGUUACCAAAAUAAUGGAAAAUCGAUUGUCAUUUCUGAUUUUCAUUCCUCGGACAUAUUUUUUAAAAUCAUUCAUUGUAUGAAUACAGGAACAUCGCUACUGAUAAACUACAUCAAUGAGGACUUGGAGGACAUACUACUUUUAACCAUUAAGAAAUACAAUAAGUUUAUUUUGGAUAGGGAAAACAGUUCGCUAUUGGAUGAUCGUCAGUGCCAAUCUGCAAACGAGGUGGUCAUAAGGGAGUACGCUAAGAGGAAGAAGCAGCUUCAGGACGAUUUCGAGGCAGGUCACAAAGGCGGUGCGAACAACAGCGGGGGAGGUGGAGUUAGUGCAUUUGGACAAGUUGGCCCAGUUAAUGGCGUUAACUUAGCCAGCGGCACAGGAGGAAUCGGCAGGAUGGCCUACGAGGAGAAGCUCUACCGAAUGAAGCUACAGCUUCUGGACGGAAUAAACAUCCACAAAGACUUCAAGCUAUUCCUAGUGUCUAACAAAAAUUGCUUCAGUCUGGACUCGACCUUUUACACACUCACCACAGUUAUCGUAUUCAGCCUGAACAAAGAAUCCCUCGACAACAUUCUCCUAAAUGUGAUCAUUAUGAAUGAGGAGAAAAACUUAGAAGAGGAAAACAAAGAAUGUCUCAUGCGUCUAAUCCGAGUGAAAAAAGAAAUCAUAAAAUUAGAAAACAACAUACUAGAACAUAUAACAAAAAGUGAAAAAAAAAUUACAGAAGAUGACCAACUGAUUAAUAUUCUCCUACAGUCCAAAUCCGAAAUUGAUGAAAAAAAUGGACACCUAGAAGAAGUGUAUGACACUAUUAGCAGAAUGAGCAUGAACAAAAAUAUGUUUAAACCGCUAGCCAAAAAAGUAGCCAUUUUGUUUACCAUACUGAAUGAUUUGAAGUAUGUCAAUAAUUAUUAUCAAUUUUCACUGGACCAUUUUAUUUCCCUUUUUACCUACUGUAUGAAAAAUUUCAAAAAAAAUAAAAAAAUUUCAUCUAGCUCUACUACGGAGAGGCAAGAAAUUCUGUUCAACAAUUACUUCUUUGAAUUUUUGAAGUAUACUAAAGUGUCCCUUGCCAACAAGCACCACCUUUUUUUUGUGUUUUACUCCUUGUGCAAAAUUAUGGUCUUCGAAAAUAAAAUUUCUCAAGAAGAUUACGACUUCUUCACCUUUGGCAAUGAAGCGAGUGGUGAACAGGUGCACACAAAAUAUCUGAAGAGACUCACAAGGGAGGAUAGCCAAAAGAGGAAGGGGGAUGAUCACUCAGGUACAAACAGGGGUAAGAAAAGGACUAAGAGCAAGCGGAAAAGAGCAACGCACCGUGUGGUGCGCAAGUCCGCCGCAGGGAAUGACGCUUCCGAUUCGAACAAUUAUGCAGAGGGGGAGAAGGAGGAAGAAGAGGACGCAUAUGGAGAAGCUGAGGAGGAAGAGGAAGACGAGGAAGACGCGGAAGAGGAGGAAGUAGAGGAGGAGGAAGUGGAGGAGGAAGUAGAGGAGGAGGAAGUGGAGGAGGAAGAAGAGGAAGAGAAAGACGCGGAAGAGGCAGAAGACGAAGAUGACGAAGCGGAGGCGGAGGAGGACGACCAAAACUGUGAUGAUCAGAACUGCGACGAUUCAAACCGAGAAGGGGAAAACCCGGACGGUACUGAGUGCAAUCAAACAGGAGAGCACACCAAGCAGAGUACGCGAAAGGGUAAGGAAAGUGGACCCAGCAGUGGACCCAAAAAAGACGGAGCCGAAACGGAAGGGAAGACGAACCUGGAGGAAAACAAAAAUAAUAACAGGGAUGACGAAGUAGACAAACUGAAGGGUAACUCAAACAUGAUGAAUAACAAAAGGAAAAAGAAUUGCAAAAAGAAAAAGUACAAUUCAAAUAGUAAAAUGCCAAAUGAUUAUCAAGAAGAGGAUCAUUUUAAGGAGUACUCAGAAUAUGAUGAUACAAACAGUAAUUGCGGAGCAGCAAAUGAGGAUCAAUCUUCAGAUGUAAUUAAUCCAGGGAAUGAUUGGAUAAGUGAAGAAAAGUGGAAAUACCUACUACAUAUCGAGAGUCUGAAAAACUUCGAAGGAUUUAUCAACUCAUUUGUUAAGUCUAUCAGAGAAUGGAGAAGAUGGUUCAAUUUUCUCGAAGUAGAAAAUUAUGUACUUCCAGACGAAUGGGAAUUUAAUUUGAAUUCUUUCCAAAAAUUAAUUAUCAUCAAAAUUUUAAGGCCAGACAGGUUAAACAAAGCCAUAGAAAAUUUAGUGUACGCUAAUAUCUCGUACAACGAUAUUGAGGUAGACCAUAUGAACUUUGAAUUCAUUUUGAGACCCUACAACAGUAUUGACCCCCUGACGAUUAUUUACAAAAACAAUUUUGACCCUUUCCAGUAUGUGUAUAAUUAUGCUCUGGAGAAUAAUCAAAAGUUGAAAAAUUUAACCCUAACCAAUCAGAACAUUCACUUUGUGUACCACUACUUGAGGGAUGCCAUGGAGAAGGGACACAUCCUGUUCAUUUCUAAUUUGCAUAACUCGGUUCAGAACUUGCAUAAGCUAGCCAAAAUUAUAGAAAAUGUUCUAAGUAGCAGUUCUACGUCGGGUCUCACACCCAGCAGCAGCUCCGAUGAAAUUGGCUCUGAUGCGAACACCGUUGGGGUUUCCAACACAGCGACAGAACAGAGGGAAGAAAGCCCCAAAUUGGAAGAACCAGAAAGGGACACCACAGAAGGGGAGGACCACCUAGAAAAUUUGCAAUUAGACGGGGGGGAUAUGGACCAGAUGUUCAAUUCGAAACAAGCCGAUUCGUUGCCGUACAGUGCGCUGAUAGACGAGGAGUAUGGAAGUGGCGCGGGUGGGAACGCCUCGCUGGUAGACAUCCCACCGUUGGAGCGAAGCGAUCGUGGAAAAAUUCAAGUACACCCAAAUUUCCGCCUCUUCCUAUCCUCCCUACCGAGUGAGAAUUUCCCAACGGCAUUACUGCAGAAAAGCAUCAUAGUCAUUCUGGAAGAGCCGCCUAAUAUAAAGAAAAGCGUAUCCAUUUUGUUCAAAGAGCAAUGGGAAUUAGAAGAAAAUAAAAACAUCCAGUUAAACAAAUAUAAAAAGUUGAUGCUGAGUUUGUUCUGGUUUCAUUCAAUCCUUAACAAUAGGAAAAAGUUUUACAACUUGGGAUGGAACAGCGAAAAUUAUUUUUUCAACAACAAGGACAUUAUGUUGAGUAAGUACAUCUCGCAAAUAUUCUUCAAUAAAAAUAUUAAAGAAAUAUAUUGGCCUUAUUUCCACUACUACAUUUGUGACAUUAUCUAUGGAUCCAAAAUUAAUGACUCCUUUGAUAAAGAGCUCCUAAAUAUAUAUGCAAAUGAAUUUUUCAACAACAAUAUAUUUAAGGGGAAGUAUAUAUUUUCCAGCUGCCCAAAUUAUUACCUGCCCAACGACGUGACGAAUGAGAAAGCGUUGAACAAUUACUUGAAAGAAAUUCCACAUAACGAUAGCGUAGAGAUAUUUGGACAGAAGGCAUGUGCUGAAAUUCCUUUCAAUACAAUUGCUUCUGAAGGAAUUGUUUCUCUUUUCUUUCACGUGAAUUCUUUGCACCGCAAUCAAUACCAUUUCCAUAAUGCGAGAUCGAAUCAUGUUAAUGAGAAGGAGGUGUAUUCCUUUACGAAGAUGCUUCUGCAGGGCAUGCCGCACGAGAUCUAUGUAGACGAUUUGAUGAAGAAGCAGUGCAUGCAGGAGCAGUACGUUUACACCAACCUCAUGUGUCAGGAGAUUUACAAGCACAACUUGGUUCUCCGCAGGGUUCGAAAGUCGAUAGCGAAGGUGCAGUGUGCUCUCAAAGGCGAAACCGUGAUAAACAAACAAAUUUACAAAACCAUCAGAUGCCUUAGCGACGGAUUAGUGCCAAACUCCUGGAAGACCUUUUACAUAUCGAAAAAAAGCCUAGUUCCCUUUUUUGAAGAUUUAAACGAAAGAGUAAACCAGCUAAACGAGUGGAGCAUCAAUGGGUCAUUGGCAAUUCACUGGCUUGGCGGAUUUUGUAACCCCAGAAGUGUCUUAAAAUAUAUUUUAUAUGAAUAUUCAAAAAAAAAUGACAUCAGCCAUGAUUUAAUCACGUUCGAAUUUACUUCCAUUAACAAGUCCGAUGAAAUUAAGCUCAAAAGCAGAAGCAUCGAGGAAGGCAUUUACAUAAAGAGUUGUAUUAAAAAAAAAAGCAAAGAGGACAAUGACAUUUAUUAUUGCCCCCUGUACAUGUGUCAAGAGAAGAACGUCGUGGACAUUAGGGAGAACUACCUGAUGAAGGUGAGUUUUGCUUGA